AUGCCUACUGGAGACAGAUUCUAUAACGACGCGCUGGCCAUAGUAUCCGCCUGGGAGGGUCUCCUUCUGCGACUGGAGUUACUGCUGAUUUGGAAACAGCCCGUCUUCAGUUUCAUUUUUGCCUUACUUGUGCAUGCAACCUUCUGGUAGGUUGUUUUUCAUCUUCUAUCCGGAGCUUAUCAUAACAGGUGCACCUGCGUAUUUCGUCUCAACAAAAUUUUCAUUGCAACUCUGCUUCUUUGCCUACUGGUCGUCUUCGAUCUGGGACGAAACCGUUUCUGGCCCCUGCUUGAAGGUGAGCUUGGGUUCCACUCCCCACCCUAUCAAAUCCUCCCCCCUCUUAGAUCUUCUUUUUAAAGUCAGUGGGGUAAACCUCGCGACUGAAACUCAACUGGCCGUCGCCAAAGGAGAGAUUUGGUCUGUGCAGCAAUUAGCCUCACGAUGCGCUUGGAUGUUCCAUGUCUGUGUCUCAGCGCUUAAUACUGUCGUUCCAAAGCGUAGCUCGCAUCCCAUCGUCGUGAGUCUAUCUAUCUAUGAUCUCUCUUUCAUUCCUCGCUAAGUGUUCAAUCAUUCUCCCUUCAUGCUCUGUCUUCUUGUCCACCUAUAGUUCCUCCUGGCAUCCUGCUCUCUUGGCAUGCUCUUUAUUUGGCUGGGUUCUAAAAUUGAUGAGAACAAUCUCUUAUACCUCCUGCUGAACAUUGUCCUUGUUUACCCCGGCCUUCAUCACUACGCCGUGCUUAGCACCAUCUGGCAGUACAUGAAGCCUGUCAUUGAUAUGAUUGACGCCGAAUUUGACCGAGGCCAGAUUGAAACACCUAGCCAACGCGAUCGGGAAGAGCGGGAGUUUUGGGAACCAAUCGUUAACUCGCCGGAUUUUAAUGACGACGCGAAGAAGGCCUUCCCCAGUGGGAACGAGUCUUGGAAUCCAUCACCCUCGCACAAGCAACACCCUGACGAUUGGAGUGAUUCCUCCCUAGAGGCGGACACAUCGGAAGCACAGUUUCUGCAAAGUCUACGUAAGGACACUUCACAUGCAAGUUGUUUGGAUGCCUUGUACAGAUUAUUAGUUUAAGUCCAGUCGAUUUGUUUAGCUGUGGUUGGUCAGAAACAGAACAGAGCCUCUCGGAUUCAGGCUACUGACGCAUCAUACAGGACCUAAGAAUGUUAGGCAAACGACCGUCCCUGGUGCGUACAUACGAAUAUACACCAGACGGAGACGCAAUGUGGCAGCAGUGCUGCAGGAGUAGGAUCACUACAGAACCACCACUACUACUAUUAUUAUUAUUACUACUACUACUACUGCUGCUGCCACGAAUACUACUACUACCACCACUACUACUACUACUACUACUACUACCCGACGCAUCCCGUUUUUUGCUGGUGUUGGCAUCCUCUGUGGGCAGUAAUCAGCUCCACGUGGAUGGAUUCGGUUGCCGGAACGUCCUGCACUCUUCGAGUUAAUCCAUCAGUACCAUCACCACUACCACUACUACUACUACCACCACUACUACUACUACUACUACUACCACUACUACUACUACCGCCGCCACUACUACUACUACUACUACUACUACCAUCACUAGCAGCAGCAGUAGUAGUUUCGUCGUCCUCACUAACACUGCCAUAACCAACAUUGUCUACCAGAAUUAUUCGAGGCUGGGCUUGUGUAAUUGUUCUGUUCCAUUGUAAACCGAAGAUCAAGAUCUACUUUAAGAACCCCAGGUGAUUAUAUUAGGCCGUUUCUUACGAGUAUUUUAUAGUUGUAUGCGCGUAACUGCUCAUCUGCCAAAGGCUUUCCAGUGUUGGAAACCAGGCGAAACUUACUUCAUGACUGACUCUCCUAGCCAAACUCGUGUGUAACGGAGCGAUGAGGGCAAUCUAAGCAGCCCUGUUACCUACCAUUAUGAAGUAGACACUUGUAUUGUGAAACUCCAGUGAUAAUUAAGAAGGGCAUGUUUAACUGAUGCAAACUACGGACAACGAGUGUCGCCGGACGAACUGCAACGACCAACCUUCUGAUUUCGCCCCGGGUGCUCUGUCUUCGAGCUGUGGACGGCAUACGCGACGCCUUGCAAAUAAUCUGUGUACCCUCAUGCUGACUGUGGCGGUCAAUGGUUCAACCCGCCUGACGAUACUGGUUUUCCGCCUCCAUAAGGUCCCAGUUACCGUAGGUCUCUCUCCGAUCGCUAUAUGACUCUAGCUAAUAGCAAGAUUGUUGACCAAAGCAAGUCCCCAACGUAGUUAAAAAUACAGUCAGUUCCUCGGUCUAUUCGAUAUUUUCCUCCGCAGUUCCCGUGGAAAGGCUGUUUAGGCCAAAAAACUAAGAUCACCUGUGGAUUCACAAGCCGGGUGUGUUGGUCCUUCGCACAGCCGAAAGGCAUAAGAUAUCGAUUUCGCGCCACGUCAGCCACUGCAACCUCUCUCAUCCCCAGUCGAACUUAGUUAGACAUACUGCUGGUGCAUAGGAGAGGAGAAAAAAAUGAAACCGAUCCAGUUUGGAUCCACUGGAUAGCUCCCUCUCUAUAAUCAACCGAACGCAAAAUCGUCAGGACGCGCCAACAAUUGUGGCUCAGAAGGUUGCCAUUCGAUAAGAUCCUGGACUGAGUGCCAUGCUAUAAUGGCUCCUUGAUGUGGCCUCUAUGGCACUCUUGCUUGUGUAAUCUCGGAGACACCACUGGAGGAAGCCUGUUACCUGCAGGUUGGGGAACCUGGUCCCGCGUGGUACGUGUGGACGGCCUGUCCAACUCUUUCAGCCCUCCUCCACGCCACCCUCAUGCCAUCUUUACAUUGUCCUGCAGUCCGAACGCGGUUGGUGUGGGAAGAUGGAGCUGUGUAGGUGCGGCGCAACUAUGCUUCAAUAUAAAUAAAUUCAUGCGCAAGUCACGACCGCGCCUAUCGCAUGGAGCAGUAGUGGACGUUGUCGGUUUCGAUGGUUGAACUGUCGACUGAGCACCCGGCACAGAGUCGGGAGGUUGGCUGUCCACAUCAGUUUGACGGCACACAUUUUUUGCUCUCUCGUAGGAACACUACAGUCCCUGGUAGCUUUAAGUAUCCUGUGAAUUAAUUAGAGUAUCGUGCCAUUAGUUGGUCUUUGAACUUUGGUGAUGGGCUCGCAAGCCUGAUUACCUUGCGAGCCCUACGUUGCAACAAAUCAGUUCGUGGGAUACCGUGUUGAGGACCGUUAUUUUGUUUUAAUCUGGCAACACUCCGCAAGCAUUACUUGAUUGCCUGCGGGCAUGUAAUUUUGCUGGCAUCUGAACACUAGCACUCUUCGGCGCCCUCUUUUUUGCUAUGUAAUGUGAAAUUCUGGUCAUGUAUGUGUGUCCUUAUAUACACAUGUGGGCAGAAUAGCAUUACCGACAAAGACACGGGAGACCGGAAUGGCCAUUUCUGACUUAUUAGCCGUCCUCAACCAGUCCUCCCCAACCUCGAAGUGUGAAACACCUGGGGUUCGAUCCCGUGACCUGUUGGUUAGAAAUCCAACGCCUCUAAUCACUGAGCCACGGGCUGGUUGUCCUGUCGAUCGGCUAUUCCAGUCUUCCUUGUCUUUGUAGGUAAUGCUAUUCUGCACAUAUUACGCGCCGCUGUGCGGCUGCUGGUUGGGCGCGAGAGAGUGCCCUAAGGUCCGACGGGACGAGUGAGUUCCGUAUUACGACCGGUAAGCGCCCAUCUACCACAGUAUAUGUAUAUACACGUCGCCGGCAGACUUUAUAUUAAGAUCACGCACUGUCCUACGCACAGUUGUGAUGGAGUUAUCCUUUGCAACCCACGUAAUCUAGUGCCAAAACGUAUGCAGGCCUCCAAGCGCAAGAACAGGUUGGCCGUCAAUGCCAUUACAAAGGAGCUUCUCAGCGAUAAUCCCUCUCAGGCCGACAUCGAUGACUGGUUUUCCGAAGUAACGGACGAUCCAACGCCUUCGAGGCUCCCACCACGUAGCCCACGGCGCCGUCGUGAUGAUAGCAGCGACUUUGAUGGUGACUUAGACCCAAACGAUUCGCCUCUGGUAUGUGACUUUUGCUUCCCCGUAUUUAUGUCAAUCCCUUUUCCUGCACCAUUGUUGGAAUGCGUUUUGACUCCACCGAGUACAAAACACUCCUGGGAGCCUUGUCUGGUUCGCUUCUGCGGCCGACUUUCGCCAAAGUCAUGAUACCAAGAGCUUUGGGUAUUCUGUUGUCACAGUAAUGUUGUCUGAUUAACCUAUUGGGCAGAGGAAAAGCCAACAGAAGCACAUCCGUCUUCCUAUGGAUAUAUCGUACAUAAGCGACAAGCAGCCCGAUCUAAUUUAUUUAACUGUGCAAUUGUGGUGAAAUUCCUUAACUUUUCUCUCGUCUCCUAAAAAGUGCUUGGGUAUAAACUUUAGAUUAAAAGUAAAGAAAACGUUCUUUCACAAAUAAUAUUAACUUUUAACUACGUCUGCUCACCUGGUUUUUAAAAAGUAUAAGUGUUUUGUGACUGUUCUGUUCCGUGCUGUACGUAGAAAAGGCAAGAAAAGGAGACCGACAGUGACAAACAGAUCUUCGUUGAAGGGUAUAUGGGACAUCAGACGAAGUGUGUUAUCUUGGGUUUUGACGCCUAGGGCAGUUUGAGGUGGCUUUGGACAUCCUUGAUGACCUCCAUUCACGCAUAAUAAAUCUGUCAUGGACGGAGGUGAAUAUUCGAGUCUCAAAUCUUUUAUGGAGUAAAGUUAAGUACUGAUCGAACGCCGGAACCAUAUGAACGCCGUCAGGCGCGUACCGGAACACAUCAUAAGGAAUUAGAGAACAGCAAUAAAACCCACGGCAUCAGCGAAUUGGCUUAUGGUCAGGGUUACUUACUCCGAGGAGCUGUUGUACUAAAAGAAAAUAACUGGCGAUGCUUAUUUGUACGUGCCAGAGAAAGAAAUAAGAAGGCCUCGCGGUGGCUGUUGCGUGAGGAUGGUCAAUAUGCUUUAAGAGGUAGUCAUCGGAGUAAAAAUGCAACGAUGCGAAACCUUUUUGAUAAUGCCUGCAGGGGGACAUUAAAUUCAUUCGAAACUAUCAUUAGAUGGAAAAACUAGCCUCCCUUUUAAAUUAGUGACAAUAUGAAGGAUCAACAUUUGUGAUACCACAAAGUUCUUAGGUGUUCAGCUCUUACUCGGCACAACUGACCCCGGCCAUAAACCAUGUUCUUGCCCACACGGCCUUUAUGGGACAAUAUGACCAGCCGGCGGUCAGUGUUGGGAGUCUGGAAUUGAUUGUACGGGACAGCGUACGUGGGUGGGAUGCCUAUCUGCCUAUUUAUUUGAGUUCUUCUCAGAACUCUGGGUUUCGAUCAAUUCAGGGUCUGUCUCUCGCUAUGCCAGGGCAACCGCCUUCGCAACUAUAAGGCUAAAGGAAUGAUUCGUCUCAAAAUUCCUAAAUUUAAUUUGCGCGUCCGACCAGUCCCCCGCUUUGAGUUUCCCACUUAUAUUUAUUGAAUAAACUUGUAGCAUUUACUUUAGUCAAAGUAGAACAAUGUUCAUACUAUUUUGGUGUAUAGUAGCUUGUAGAAAAGUGCAAAGUCGGAAUUGCUACCUUUUUCAAGCUCUCAAAGGCUUGUAAGCCGUAAUCUUCACAACUUUACUGCACCACUGUAGGCGUACACUUGCCUUUUACACAGAGGCUUAACCACGUGAAAGAGGGCCGCUAUUUUGACUGCCUCUUUCGCUCGAAGUUCCCGUGUCUGACAUGAACGCUUUGUAGACCUUCAUGUGUACAGUUCCUCCCGCAGCUCUGGCCUGCUAAAUGGCCGCAUGAUUUCAGAAUGACUCAUUGACUGCGGAGGUUUAAGGCCUAUCCGACAUGCGUUAUACUGUCAGUCUACGUCUUCGUUCGAGAUUUUGGUUCUGUGCAGCGUUGGAUCGUUUUUUGACUUCAGGGUCGGAAAGUAUUGUUCAGAACUGGAAAUAUUUUGGGCUUAUGGAGUUUGAAUUGGUUUAAGCCGAGCAGCUUUCGUUAGCGUGCUAACCACAACAGAUUUUCCUUUACAGCGGAGUUUCGGUGAAAUGUUUUCAUGCGCCGAACACACGGCCCCUGUGGUUACGCCCGUUUGUAGACAGCACUUGUUUAUUUUGCGCUCAAGUUCUGAAUUUGACUAACAACCCCCAACUUCUUCCGCAUAAUUUGAUGAUUACUAUGUGACACGGUCAAUAAUUUUUUUAAGUUGGUGUUGAAAGAAUUGGCAUCCCUGUGAAAGUGGAUAAAAACGAUCCAGAUGUAGUCCUUUCUUCACUGGCUGCUCAUUACAUUUCGCUAUUUUGAAGAGGUUUGUAUCCUUGCUUUGAAGUUAGGUUUUGUGCAUAAGGCACUUCAGCCAUCCCUUUUACGCCUUUUGAUAAGUGUACUUUGAAGAGGACUUAUACAGUCUGUCGUGUCCCCGUGAACCUUCUAUUAAGGGAGUACAUGGUGCCACGGCAAAGUUCUCCAUGUACUUCUCAAAAGUAUUGAAGAUCUUCCCAAGUCUGAGUAGUAAAUCUUGUCGAUAUCGCGUAUGUAAGGCGACCUGGGUGUCAAAACAGAGACAUUUGCCAAGAGGUGCGCUAGCACAGAGGGUGAGGUUGUACAGUUCUGGUUGUACAGUUUCUGGUUCUUUUGUCCCUACCAUUCAACCGUAUCUCAUGCCUGCUCUUGAGACUUGUAACCACGUCAGUAGGUUUCAGUUCUAUCACUGACUCAUCUGCUCUUGCGUUGAUUGCGAUAGAGAGUACUCAGAAGACCGCGGGGGUGUUUGUCUACGGUGCUGAGCCCACGGCUCGUUGAUGGGCCACUUAACCGCAUACAUGAUCAACCUUGUUCAGGUCUUUUCAUCUCGAUCCGAGGUUGUAGUAGGGCCGACUGUUGAUGGCAAGCAACCUCUAGUGGCUCUCGCGACCCCCCUAUGUAAAUAAACCUCUCGGUUCUCGGCGCUGUCGAUUACCGGUUAAUGUUGCUGUUGUUCGAUGGUCCGUCCGGGUGGAUUGCGGCUGUAUGACAAAACGGAAAACCCCUGUUUCAUUCUGCAGUCAGUCGCGAUUUGUGAGUCCCACUUCUGCAGGAAUUAUGCGUUCGUACGCGUCAAUGCCUUACUGAUCGGCUUCAUUCACUACUUUGCUGCUGUUAGUCCAACGAGAUUAAGUUCUGCGCUUCGGAAAGUGCUUCCUGGCAUCGUUAAACCCAUAAAAUCUAGUCACUCAAUUACACAUACUCGAGGACCACUGUAAGGACUGAACUGUUGUGAUUGCAUUAAUCUUGCGCUACCUGACUGAGGUCUGGCGGCUCGUCAGGAAUUUUCGCGUGGUUGGGCGAUGGGCUGCACAUGCCUAAACGUCCCCGUUUCACCGAGUUUCGUAUGAUCAAACCAGACCCAUCUGGCAGAAAAUAGGCGGUGGUCAGAUUAUUACGUUCGUGAAGCGGUUGAAGAAGCUGCUCUUGUGGGUCAGAAGUCUCGAGCACUACAGGCUACGCUACUGGCUUUCUCGAAGCACCUAGUGAAGCGUUGGGUCACGUGAAGCAUCAGCCCGAAUUCUUAUCUUGGCUGGCUUAUUCCUUUGGCUCCACCAAGGGUUGCGUAAAGUAACCCAAUGGGUAUCGUCUCUCGAAAGACCGUACUCUGAUGCACAUCUAAAUUAUUUGGUUGCCCCGGAGUGGCGUUUGUUGUGCACUUUUAGUGUCAGCAUGUGUCAUAAACCACCGGCUGGGAACUAGUUGACAGAAGACAGGUUUUCCAAAUCAUUCAGUAAAUCUCUGAGUGUAUCACAUGAGAACCUUCUCUAUUAACGUCACCAAAAAAGUUAAAUCUUACCGAUGGUAGGGGGGCGUCCACCGAUCCUGUUACAGGACUCACUCGUCCCAUUCUGCUCAAUCUCAACGGUUAGGACGUUGGGUUUCUAACCAGCAAGUCGCGAAUUCCGGUCUUGGGGGUUGCAUACGUCGGAGUUGGGCAUGGCUAGCUGAUGACGGCUAACAAACCAAAAAUGACCAUUCCAGUCUCCCUUAUCUAUGUCGGUAAUGUCAUUCUGCAUAAAACUUUAUGGGCAUUAAUUGACGCAUGUGCCCAUCCAUCGCAUCAAAGAAGCCGACGUACUUCCAAAUUUAUCAACAUGUCUUGCAUUGUUACCCAUCCGUUGGCCCAGUGCGCAAAGAGACUGACCUUAUUUUUAUGGACUACUAAUUCCUUGUGGUUUUGAAUGCUUUCGAGUACCGUAUAUUGAUCUGCGCGAUCAUCGUAUACGGUAGUCUACAACCUCUGGAUGCCCCGAUCCGAAAUGAGAGCAUUCACUUUUAAGCACCCUCUCAAUGCUUUUUUUUAAAGUGGCGCUUUGACCUUCAGUGGCCGUUCAGAUGCCUUGGUUGGACUGAUCUACAGUGACACCCAUAUUUGGGUGACCAUGUUCGAAAUGUCCUAGCCUAUAGUGGAUGCGGUUUACUUGAAAUCUGGACGUGAACAGAAAUCCUGAAUGCCAGGUCCAAAGCUGAAGUUUAGAGAAAUGCUUUUACGGUUGUUGUUUGAGAUCAGUGUUAGGGUUUACGGUCAGAAUUAUGCUUUAGGGUUAGGAUGGGGGUUUGGCGUUAGUGUCAAUUUGUAAGGCUUAGUCUGGAGUUUGGGGUUAGAGUUUAUGGUCAAGGUUUAAGUUACAGCUGGAGGGUAUAGGGACUGAACCUCCUUUCGAAUUAUGCCGCCAGGAGUCUCGAAUUUCUUUUAGCAGAGUUCAGGGUCUCUUUUUAAGCCUCGGUGUUUGAGACUAGGGUUGAGUUGGAGGGACAGUUCGUCCAUUAUUCUAUUCCUAAUCAAAAAGUUACCCUUAAGGCAUCCCGAUGACUUUCUAUCUUUUCGGUGUACUUUUUCACUUACCAAACACUUCCUGAUAUUAUUUUGCUCAUUGAUUGUGUUUCCUGAACUUCGCCAAAGUUGGAUUUGGUUAAAGUUUUAUCUCAUCACUAAAGAUAUUGAACUUCAGAUGGUAAGGUCGUGACAGAUUUGUAAGACUUUCAGUCCCUUCUUAGCUCUUCAAUGCAAUUUCCACACCUGACUUGGGAAUUUUGAUGUAUCUGAGAUCUUUAUAUAAGGUUGUGCUUACUACGCACCACUAUCAUUUUCGUAGGAUAUUAUACCAACUCAGUCUCUGCUGUUCCAAGUUUUCCUCUCACUUCCAUAAUGAACACCUUGACAAUGUCCCUUAAGGUCUGAUAGUCAGAACGUUUUUCUACAAAUUUCUAGCCCGAAGAGGGUGUCAGUUCAAAACCUGGCUCGACACUGUCCGUCAAGACAUGGAGGUGGUUCUUGGACCUUCGGUAUUCGGUCUCCGUCGUUGGCGAAGGGAAUGGGUUGAGCUGUCUAGAUCUGCUGUGGCGGAUCGUCACGCGUGGAGAGGUGCAGUUCGGGAUAUCAUCUAGGCUGGCUAGAUCAGGCAUGAUCGCGGCCGUACCAAGUACAAGUACAAGUAGCCCGAGCAUGGUUGGAGCCUAAUGUUAAGACACUCGGGUGGAUUAGGGGUAACCGAUCGUUUUAUAUCUUUCUAUGUAUCAGUUCUUACUAACCAUUCCCGGAAAGCUGCAGCAACUUCCCCAACGCGCCAAUAAGUGUUGUACCCUGGUACUACCUCAAUCCAAUUGGGUGUCCUGUUGUCCAUAGUACACAUUUUUAAUUCCAUGCCAAUUCUCUGGAUUUCUCACCGUGUUUGGUAAACUUUGAUUUUCAGUCCUCCCCUCCACAAACGGAUGAUUUCUCUGGUCCAGAGGAAGACAGUGGAUAUGUAAUGGUUUCAUGA
This is a messenger RNA of Spirometra erinaceieuropaei, 9742 nucleotides long. The record is from the annotation of a GenBank genome assembly. NCBI's taxonomy places the organism in Eukaryota, Metazoa, Platyhelminthes, Cestoda, Diphyllobothriidea, Diphyllobothriidae.